AUAUUUGCUGCUUUCAUUCGGUUUUGGAUUCUCGCGGUGUUCGUUACGUUGCGGCUGUUGCGUGGCUUUUAAAUCAAUUUCAAAUAAACAAAAAAUACGCUAACAUUUUCCGGUGUUUUUACGACAAUCAAAUAACAAACGAGUGCUUGAUUGUUGUGCAAAGCGCAACAACAAGUCAUACAAAAAACCCAAAAAUAAAAGUGCAAAAGAAGUUCGAGUGAAUAAGUGAGUGAGAGAGGGAGAGAGAGAGAGAGAGAGCGCGAUUUAGCGGGUGCGAUUCUAAAAAUAAAGGUAGUUAAAUCCAUAAACAACAACACACGUAAUUAACGCUAAUUAAGCCGGUCAAUUGCUUUAAUAACGCGGUUAAUUUUGCAUUAAAUCUUGCGCAACUCGAAAGAUAUUUUUUAUAAAACCAAGUUAAUUAAUAGCGCGCCUUUCACCUGCCCGCCCCUGCCCUCCACGCUCGUUCGACUAGACUUCAUUAAUAGCCGCGAAUCUGGUGCUUGUGUGUGUGCGUGUGUGUGUAGGUGUGUGUUGUGCCUUGUGACUGGCAGAAUUUUCAUUAUCAGACGCUAAAAGGAUUACGAGCCCGUUCAUCUUCAUCAGGAGCAGGAGCAGCAGCAGCAGCAGCAGCAGCCCAGCCAAAUAUUUGCCAGCAUCCGCAAACGAUUUGACGACUUCUCGACUUUGUCUGGCAAUUUGUGCGCUUUCGGAAAUUUGAAAUUUGUUGCCGAGCAAAGCUUAAAUCUUAAAUUAUGAUGUCACAUCAGCUGCAGCAGACACGUCGCCGUUUGGGCUCGGUUAGCGACUCGGCGCCACCGUCGGAGUCCAGUGAGGGCACCGCCUCCUCGGAGCAGCGGGACGAGCUGAUACUGCAUCCGGAUUGGUCGGCACACUCGCAAUCAUCAGCACAGCGCAGCAGCGCCCAUGGCACCACAUCGCUGUAUAAUGCAUCCGAUAUCGAUGCGGACACCAUCAGCACGGACACGAGCAGCAAUACGAAUCUGUCGGAGUAUGAGCGCGGCCAGGUGGAGAGCUUCUUUGCCGGUCUGGGCACCGAGAUCUUUGUCAGCGGCGCUCUGGCCAAUCUGUACGAGGGCACUGGCAACGAUGGCGACUGGCGUCUGGUAUUCACCGGCAUACCCGUCAUACUCCACGACAAGGGCAAUGCACGGGCGAGAGCCAUGCCCAGGCUCACACUGGUGCUGGCCGAGCGUGGGUCAUGCUUUGCUUUAUGGUCGGAUCGUGUCGAUAAUCUGUCCAAUUAUCGCAUAGCGGGCCCCUCGUUUCACACCAUGUGCCUGUCGAGCAAUCAUCAGCAAAUGAUUGGCUUCAGUUUCGAUUCGACGGAUGCGGCACGCGAACUCUGGCAGCAUGUCGAGCGCUUGAUCAGCGAUCCCGAGAACAUUGCCCUGUCGGCGCCCGGACGCAAACAGAAGAAACAGAAGCGCGUCAAGCCGGCUCCGCUGCCGCCCAAGUCACAGAUAUCGCAUCCGUGCCAGUUCCAUCAUGUGACCAGUGUCCUCAAAGAGGAUAGCGAGCGAUACUACAGCAUGCAGGCAUUCGGGCCGGUCAAUCCGCAGCAGCAUCGUUGAUCAGGGUCGGGCGCGUGGAUCUGGAACACGAGCGCCCUCUGGUGGCAGAAUUAAAGCCCCACACAACAAUUUAUACAAAUUAAAACAAAGCUCCAGUACCCCAAAAAAAAAAAUAAACAAACAAAAAAAUCACCCCAUAUAUAUAUAAUGGUAUAGUUUCUAGUUCUAUUUGUAUCUAAUAUAUAUAUUUGUUAUAGCCCGUUAGGCCUAAGUUAUAUGCCAAUGUGCGUGCUGCACAGCUGUGUGGAUCGCGCAUUUAUCUGUGAUACCAUUUAGGCGUCUAUAUUCCUAGACAUUAGCAUUCGGAAUAUUGGCAAAAUCAAACAGAAAAAUAAAAACACAAAAAAAAACAUACAAUAUUAACAACAUAUAUAAAUAAACUAAACUAAAGGAGAAAUCGAUUAGUUUAAGACAAUUCGAACGAUAGGCGAGUUUUAUAAAGUUUUCUAAUAGCGUCAACAUGCAUCUAUCUAUAAAACAAUAUAUAUGCAUACAUAUAUAUACAUAUAUAUACGAUAAAUGGUUUGUAGCUAUAGCGUGUAUGUUUGUAUUUUGCAUUUGCUGCAUAGAAAUUCAUAUAAGUCCACAUGGUCACUAAGCUUGUUUUCUUAACAAAAUUUUACUAACUGUUUUACAUAUGCAUACAUAUAAUACAUAUAUAUAUAUAACACAUUUGGUACACAUAUAUAUAUCUAUGACUAUUACUGAUCGUAUGUACAUAGCUCUAAGCAUUACACAUUCAAAAAUCAAAAA
Messenger RNA from Drosophila virilis, 2348 nucleotides. It is a transcript of the gene MESR3, whose product is annotated as misexpression suppressor of ras 3. Gene Ontology annotation, molecular function: RNA polymerase II cis-regulatory region sequence-specific DNA binding; DNA-binding transcription factor activity, RNA polymerase II-specific. The record is from RefSeq and is a predicted model, not a curated record. Gene Ontology annotation, biological process: regulation of transcription by RNA polymerase II. NCBI's taxonomy places the organism in Eukaryota, Metazoa, Arthropoda, Insecta, Diptera, Drosophilidae. Gene Ontology annotation, cellular component: nucleus.